Molecule: messenger RNA, 1171 nt
Organism: Dinoponera quadriceps
Lineage: Eukaryota; Metazoa; Arthropoda; Insecta; Hymenoptera; Formicidae
Product: protein MEF2BNB homolog
Exons: 3
Coding region: 360-869 (169 amino acids)
Cellular component (GO): BORC complex
Source: RefSeq, a predicted model, not a curated record
ACAAAUAUCGUGUGCCGCUGGCUUUUAGAACGGCUGUGAAGAAGCUGAUCAUAACAUCAGCUGAUUGUGACACUUUACUGGAGCACAAUUAAUAUAUUUUGUGUCUACAAAAGUAACAGAUAUAUUUAUGGGAAAAAACAGAUAUAUUUAUAGAAAAGAAGAAGGCACAAAUAGAAAGGACACUGAAACACUUAUGUCGGCAUAUAAAAGAACAGAUGACGCAGAUGUAUUAUUUUAAUCGUUUAAAGAUCGAGUGAAAAGUCGGUUUCUCCUGAAAGAGAUGAAUACAUAAAUACGUAAAUAAAAUCAAUCAUUAUAUUUGUGUAAUUGCGGUAUUAUAUAAUGUAAUAAUUACUAUAAUGGCUGCGAAGAUAUAUCAACCAGAUCAAGAGCUAGAAACGAAAGUUAAGAAAGCAACCGAACGGAUAUCGGAGAAUAUGCAUAUUGUGGCAAACGAGCCAUCGCUUGCCUUUUACAGACUGCAGGAACAUGUGAGGAAAGCGUUACCACCAAUGGUGGAGAAACGUGUAGAGGUGUUAGCAUUGCAGCAACAGUUAUUAGGCAGAUGUUACGACGUAGAGUAUGCGGUCAGCGCGAUUAAGACUAUGCAAGGAGCUGGAAAGAGUUUUGAGAACACAUUGGAGUUUAUAAAGAAUGCUAUAUUCUUUAAGCAGCAGCUGAAGUAUGAGGAACAGCGGCGGAAUAAGAAGGACAGCAACAGAGAUUCCGUUUACAAACGCCUGUCGGCGCAUAUUCCCACUCUAGAUCAUCUGCCAGAUGAAAUAUCCGAUGUUGUCAGAGAGACUGCAAAUCGAGUAGAAUCUAUGAUGAAUCAUGCCAGACAUUCCAGCGAGGGUGUCCCAGAAUAACCGCAUGCGGAGUGUAUUGGGAGAUUCUUGAUAUUGAAGCCGAAGCAGUUUCUCGUUUACCAAAAUCCUAUUCGAAUGAUAGUUUUAAAAUGAAAGCUAUUUAAGGUUGUUCAAUUAGUGUGCUAGGUUACAUGCGAGUCGACAGAGCAGAACCAUGAAAUGUCAUGUGAGUUAUGUAGGCUGUCCUUUUUAUCUUAUGUAACAUCUUAUUAUAUUAAAAUGGCGACUGAUAUAAAAUCAAAUAAUAUCUAAAGGCUCUAGUAAUAUCUCAAGAUCAUGAAUAUUGUUUAGACGUUGAAACG